AUGCUCCAGACUCGCCCGACGUCUGCUACUGGAAGGAUGCCUUCAUCACAACAGCAACCCAUUCCCCAAUAUGGCGCUAACCAGGCACCUCGAUCUUCCUACCACAGCAAUGCCAACCUUACCGGCUACCGUGGGAGUUCAACUCCCGUUCAGCAGUACGCUUUCCAGGCUACACCGACUCUGAACCAACCUUACAGGAUGAAUGCGGCAGAGUACGAUCCCAGCGUCACUCACCACCGCUUUCCGAACUAUGGUCCUCCGGUCACAAACUCGAGCCCAGGCGGGACUCGUGAUGAUACUGCCAUCCUGCAAGCCAGGCAAGCGUCUGCCAACCGCAGUGCUCCUGUCCCCGCAUCCACCCCCUCCCCAGCUGCAAGUGACGAUGCUCGACAUGCGCCAAAGCAGGAACAGUCUGCCAAACAAAUCAACGUUCCUCCCCGGGACUCGUCCGCGAAUGUUGGCAAGCGUAUUACCACGCCGUCGCCACUGUCCAAGCCGGUGACCAUGGGAGCAGAGUCCGCUGACGGCGCUGCGCCCAACACCGCCAAUCUGAGCUCGCCCGCUGCCAAGCAGCUUGCUGCCAUCAACCAAAAGGGCAGCAAGCCCAAGGGUAAGACUUCACGACUUCGACGUGCGUUCUCCUUUGGUAGCGCGGCUGAGCUGCGGAAAGUCGAUGAGGAGGGCGGUGCCAGCCAGAAGCCAGAGCCAUCGAGACUGCACAAGGAGCCGAGCCCUUAUGAAGCCUACGAUGCAGAGCAGGCCAGGAUUGCAGAGGCACAAGAGGCCGCCGGAAUUGGCAGCAGCAUCUACGGCGGACGCUUCUUCGGUGGCUCCACUGACAAUCUGUCCAUCUCCUCGACGGCAUCCUCGGCUUCCAUCAUGAUCCGGAAGAUGGGACGCGGCAUGAAGAAGAGCACGCGUAACUUGGCAGGCCUCUUCCGUCCCAAGUCCGUGAUCGGCGUCGCACCAGCAGACGGCCCCGUCUCGCAGGAAGGCAGCCAGGCCGCCGUGUCCAUGGUCACCGUGGAGGCGGAGACGCAGCGCGUCAACGUCACUGCCGACCCGCAGCAGGGCAGCGAUACUUUCCCCCAUCUUGAGCGAAAUUCAAUCGAUGCGAACCGACUGCCGGAGAUGAGGCACGAGCGCGCCGGCAGCUCGAGCACGGACAAUUCCAAUUCGCGCAAGAGCAUCGUCGGUGGCGACAAGGAUCGAGCCGAAGUCCUCGCGGCUGUACGCAAGGGUAUCCUGAAGCGUUCUGGCUCCGCCAGCCCUACCGUCCGCCCAGUGGAUGCCUUGCCGACAUUGACGAGCCCUCCUGCCAUUACCGACUCGCCCAACUCGAGCGCUCCCAGCACGCCCAACGAAGAGGCUCAGGGCCACCGCCGCACCGGAUCGGUUGCAUUGGGCACCGAAGAUUACUUCAUGACGGCCCUCCGUCUCCGCCAGGAUACCAAGAGCGCCCCUGGAACUCCCCAGGGCAGCCUGAAGCGCUCCGCCAAAUUUUCGCAGCGUAUCGUCUUCCAUGACACUUGGCCUCCUCAAGAAUACGAUCGUCGAGGCGAGGUCGCAACGUGCAAUCGUCUCACGCCAUUGCUUGCGCAGCAAAUCAAGGAAGAGCUCAACACAUUCAAGAUGGAGAUGGAAGUUCACGAGAACUCCAAGAUUUAUACACACUUCUUUUAA
This is a messenger RNA of Emericellopsis cladophorae, 1683 nucleotides long. Its product is annotated as BNI4-like protein. Gene Ontology annotation, molecular function: actin binding. The transcript has 4 exons. NCBI's taxonomy places the organism in Eukaryota, Fungi, Ascomycota, Sordariomycetes, Hypocreales, Bionectriaceae. Bases 1 to 1683 code for a protein of 560 amino acids. Gene Ontology annotation, biological process: actin cytoskeleton organization. The record is from RefSeq and is a predicted model, not a curated record.